UUAUAUGAUAUACAGAUUUGAUAUAUCGAUUGAAUAUGUGUCAGGCCAUCUGGAGUGUAUUACGAUCAGCCUGUGAAGACAUGCCUUUCCAGCAUCUUCUUUCGGAUACAGUCCCAGAAUUUUAAUUGAAUAACAUACCAGUUGCUUUUGGACCUCCACUUUGCUCUGCCUCUGUUCACCAUACUGACUUUAGAUAAGAAGGGAGGUAUCUCAGUUUUACUACACAACUCACACUAAACUAGAAGAAAAGACGUUCUGAGUGCAACAACAAAGACGAAAUAUACAACAUGUCUUUGGUAAUCAUAUUACUACUACUGUUUGGCACGGGGCAAACCCAAAGAACUUCUGAUUUUAUGAUGCAGUAUUUUCAGAGACAACUCCAACAACUGGAGGGAAGAAUGAUCAGAUGUGAGCAGGACUUCCAGCAGUUCAGUCAAAGGAUGUACGACAUGUCCAAGGAGAUACACGGCCAAACAAAUAGGAUGAAUGUGUUAAGAUCAGAGGUCAAAAGGCAUGUGGACACUGUAGAUAUGCGCUUGGAUCGCUUGGAGAGGGAUGUGGAAUACCUGCACAAUAAUAUUCCUGACACAGCUCAUGUCGAGAUGGAGGACUCGCUGCUCGAGCAACAAGUUAAAGAGGCCAAACAUAAAAAGAUGGCUGGAAUUCCUAAAGACAAAGAUUGCAGUUCUGAGGUCACGGGUAUCAAGUCCCUUAAAAUUGUAAAAAAGGCUGGCGACAUCGCUGGAUCCUGGAUGAAGGAUCCAACUAAGGGUUCUUCUAAGAUUUACUUUUUUAGUGGCACUAAAAACAGUACACUUUUGGCGUAUGCCUCUUUGAAGACUUUCACGGACACAAACUCUACCAAAAAGACGGAAGUCAUCCAUCUUCCUUUCCCUUGGCAUGGAACAGGCCAUGUGGUCUACAACGGCUUUGUAUACUACCACCGUGCCGACACCAAGAACGAGAUCCUGAAGGUCCACCUCAGUAAUGGCACGGUGACCGAUCGAUUGUUGCUCCCUGCGGCUGGACUGAUGCCUGUAUAUUCCCUCAACCCUCACACCCUGCUGGAUCUCGCUUGGGAUGAAAUGGGACUAUGGUCGAUCCACGCAGACCCGGACUUUGGCGACAACUUGGUGAUCACCAAGCUGGACCACAGCAGUCUGGCUGUGGAGCACACCUGGGAUACCAACUGCAACAGCCUUGAUGCAGAAGCAGCUUUCAUGGUCUGUGGGACUUUGUAUGUGGUCUACAACUCUAACUCUGUCGGGAGGUCAAGCAUCCAGUGCGUGUUUGAUAUUCAUGAUACUAUCUACACUGAGAGCACCCCAAUGCUUUUCUUUCCAAAGCGUUACACCAGCCACUCCGCUUUGCGUUACGACCCCAAGGACAAACAGCUCUAUGCAUGGGAUGAUGGCUAUCAAACCAUUUAUAAGUUAGAUUUUAACAAAGUCACAAGAACCUAAUUGUAACAAAGUCUUCAUGGUGCAAUCCUUUUUUCAGUUUUAUAAUCACAUAUAAUCUGUUUUUAAUAUAAUAAACCUAAUUUUCUUUGUCCCAGACUGUCAUUUUCUGAAAAACAAAGAAAUAUUUCUUCAAAUAAUAAUCCUUACAAUCUCUGACCUCCUUGGUUCAGUCAGGGACUAGGCAUAUAGAAAAUAAAACAGUAAAAAAUUGCAUUAAUGUGUGGUAAUAGCAAAUAAGAUUUUUGAGAUUAUAGUAAAUGCAUUGCAUUUUAAUAAUGCAUUUUAAAAUUAUAUCUGUAAUGCAUGUGUCUUAACGAAAAUAUUUGUUAGAAAUAAAAUGUUUAUCUUUCACACCCAGCAAGCGUCUGUCACCAUGGAGUGCUUAACUUAAAAAGCUUUCUUGACGUAAUACUAUAAUCAUUUU
This is a messenger RNA of Paramisgurnus dabryanus, 1887 nucleotides long. NCBI's taxonomy places the organism in Eukaryota, Metazoa, Chordata, Actinopteri, Cypriniformes, Cobitidae. The record is from RefSeq and is a predicted model, not a curated record.